Messenger RNA from Amphiprion ocellaris (clown anemonefish), 2262 nucleotides. It is a transcript of the gene cd40, whose product is annotated as CD40 molecule, TNF receptor superfamily member 5. Gene Ontology annotation, molecular function: CD154 receptor binding; antigen binding; signaling receptor activity. The transcript has 9 exons. The record is from RefSeq and is a predicted model, not a curated record. Gene Ontology annotation, cellular component: CD40 receptor complex; external side of plasma membrane. The coding region runs from base 117 to 989 and encodes 290 amino acids. Gene Ontology annotation, biological process: positive regulation of canonical NF-kappaB signal transduction; defense response to protozoan; positive regulation of interleukin-12 production. Lineage: Eukaryota; Metazoa; Chordata; Actinopteri; Pomacentridae.
CCCUGCGUGGCUCCUCCUCCUCCUCCUCCUCCUCCUGUAGUUUUAAGAGGCAGCUGAAGGCAGGACAACGGUGUGAAGAGGAAAGCAGCUGCUGCAGCACGACUCAUUUUAGCAACAUGUCUUUAUAUCUGCUGCUAUUGAUGGGGGCUUUUAUGGUGUUGACCACAGCUCAGCCCCCCUGUGACCCCCAGACCCAGUAUGAGCAGGAUGGUCAGUGCUGCAACAUGUGUGGUAAAGGAACUUCCAUGACGACUUUCGGCACUUGCGAGUUUCCUCAGUGCACAGAAUGUUUGGACAAGGAAUAUCAAGAAGGAUACACAAAGGAACGCUUGUGUAAACGGCAGCCGUACUGCGAUCCAAAUUUAAACUUUGAGGUCACAAUCCAUCACAGCAAGAUAGCAAAAACCGUCUGCAAGUGUAAAGAAGGAUUCCACUGCGCCAGUGCAGAUUGUAAAGGCUGCUUGCGGCACAAAAAAUGCGGACCUGGACAAGGGGCUUAUCCCAAAGGUGACCACACUCAUGACACACAGUGUAAGGAAUGUCCAGAGGGUACAUUUUCCAAUGAGACCUCGUGGUCCAGUUCCUGCAAGACAUGGACACCAUGUGAGGAGCAAUUCUACACUGAAGAGGAAGGAACGCCGACAUCUGACAGAAAAUGUGCAGCACCAUCACGGCAACAUAUCAUACUAGCAAUCGUUGUUAUAUUGGCCGUUUUUGUGGUUGCAGCUGUAAUCAUGAUCUUCUUCUGCAAAGGUCGCAUGAGGGAAAAGGCAAAGCCCUGCAUUGAAUUAUGUCGGGGAAACGAACAUCAGCCACUUCCAGACACUGGGAUGAAGACACCAGAGGAAAACGACGCCGAGCAAAGUCUCCUGGAAAUGAGCUCAGAGGGUCCUGUGACUGUCAGGGGAAAUCCUGUGAGGGAAGAGGAUGGAAAAAGUGAAAUCGUCUCUAGACAGGAAUCUCAACCAGAUACAUGCCCAAGUUUUUAAUCUGAAUGUAGAAAUGGUUCUGAAUGUAACCAGAGGAGUGAACUAUGAUGAUUAACAGAUUAGUUAGAAGCUAUGUUGAGCUUGAAGUCAGAGUCACGAAGGUGGCGCUCUUUCUAGAUCACCACGGUAACCUAUACAAAGCAGGUUCUCUUCAGAGUUUGGGAUUUAAAUGUUGCUGGAAGAAGCACCUCACUUUGUCCAAGUCUUUUUCUGAUGAUUCUCUGUAAUGCAGCUCCUCAGGUGAGAGAAAAUGUUGUAUCUGCAAACUGGUUGAGCUAUAUGAACAAAGCAGUGCAGUUACAGAGUGUAAACUGGUUGUGCUGCAUUGCCAUGGGAACCUGCAUGUAUUCAAGUGGUGAUAAUUGCAAAAACGUGUUUUAAUGUUUUGUCCUGAUUUGCUGCCAAGUCCGUUUUGCACUGCUGGCACUGCAGCUGAUAGAGCACAGAUUGAAAACAUGGUUAGGUCAUUGGUAUUUAUUACCAAUAAUAUUUAAUCAUUAACAUUGUUUCCACAUAUCAUUCCUCAUGGGACAGUGUCACACCUAAAUGGACUUCUUCUAUAUCAUGUUUAAAUGAAGUUUAAAGUUUCAGACCUCAAAUGUGCUGCUGUCGUGUUAGAAAUAGCAGCUGCACUGAGACUCACUGACUAGUAAACUAUAUGUAUAUUGAUUCACAUGAUUAACAGUUUUUGACAAGCAUUCCUCUCGUGCAUUGUUUGCCCUAACAAAUUUUCAUAUUCCUCUUACUGUGAUAACCUGUUUGUUUUUGCUGAAGUAUUUGGUGCACGAUUGGGCCACUUCAUGUGGAAGAAGAGUCACCUGGUGCAAAAAACAUCUCCUUUAAUGUGAGUGCACACAGAGUCGGAUGAAAAAGACCUGUUUGACAAACAAAGUAGAAACCACAUUCAGGAUACCCAUUUUCUCUGACGGGUUUUCGGUUUUGUCGAGCCAGGUUACACAAAGAGGGUCUGGCUAUAUCAAACUUGCUUCAUAGUAGACCUGCAUUUUUUUGUAUUGCUGUUUCCUUUGGCAAUAAUUCUCCAAAGCUAUAAAUGUAUGUAUUUUGUUUUCCUUGAGAAAAAUUUAAAUGUACAAAUCAUGUGCUGAAACACUGUUGUUGUAGUGUAACAAUGUAAGAGGAAUGUGUUAAUAAUAAUGUUGUUUUUUGUUGUAUUAUAAUGUAAGAUGAUGUCGAUGAUAGGUUUUGACACAAAGCUUCUGUAUAUAUUUGCAUGGCGUACUUGCAUUAAAUUUCUGUGCGUUCAUUUUUAAAA